Chelonus insularis is the source of this 4024-nucleotide messenger RNA. RefSeq lists its product as uncharacterized. The transcript has 2 exons. The record is from RefSeq and is a predicted model, not a curated record. The coding region runs from base 103 to 3990 and encodes 1295 amino acids. Lineage: Eukaryota; Metazoa; Arthropoda; Insecta; Hymenoptera; Braconidae.
AUAACUCAGUGGUUUUACUAUUUUGGAGGUUAUGUUUAUUUUUGUUGAUUGUUUUGUACUUAAAUUUAUUAAAGUUUGUAAAACUCUAAAAUAUAUUUAAAAAUGGAUUUACCAAUUGAGAAUACUUAUGGUUUUUUUCGAGUGGACGAACGAUGUAAAAAACUCGAACGAACUGUAAAAAUGCUUCAAUUAAAACAACUCGAGAAAAAAAAUACUGAAAACGGCACUCCUGAAAUAGGAACAAACAUUUCAAGUAUAAAUGGAGAUGCUUUUGAUACUAGCUAUGCCUAUUCAUCUAAAUUAGGAAGUGAAAUAGUAUCUUCUAGUUCAAAUAUAAAAAAUUUGUUAGGACACAAAAUGAAUUUAUUCAAAAAUAAUAAUAAUAUCGCAACUUCGAGUGUUAAAAACAGCCCUGACAAUGACUCAGCAAGAGCUAUUAUGCCACCACCAAAGAGUAUUCCAGUUUUUGGUAAUUCAUCAAGAAAAAAUGCUUUAACAACUUGUGAGGCUUCUAUAUCAAAUCAAAAACAUGAUCCUACUGGAUUAGGAUCUGAUUGUUUUCAUCCAACUUUAAGUGUUAUUUCUUCUAUUAAAUGUCCAAGUUCACAUCAGGCAAAUCCUCCUAUAAAAUAUGCAACAGAUAUUGAAAAUACUCAGAAAAAUGUGUCAGACAUUACUAAACCAGAUAGAAUUUUUGAACGAUGGAAAGUUAUGAUCAACGAUAAAGGUCAGCUCAUUAUUAAAGGAAUACUCAAAGAUUGUAAAAAAAAUGUCAGAAGUAAACCCGUUAUUAGAAGAAUUAAUGCAUCUGUUGUUCAAUCGUGUUUUAAUCAUAUUUAUGAACUUCAAGGUCGUAUUUAUGACGAUCAACAUGAAUUACCAGAAUAUAUUCGGGGGAAAUUUUAUAAUGGAUUCCCUGAUGAUUGGGAAAAUGUUUUCCAAUUAUGGAGAAGUUACAUUUCUGGUGGAUGCAAACCUUCUUUUAGAUGGCCUACACCAGUAACUGAUAGUGAUGACGACUUGAAAAGUGACAUUACUGAAUUGCCAUACUCUCAAGAAGAAAAAAGAUCUCAUAGUCAUACUCAAAAUUGGCAUGAUUCUAUUCCUCUUGAGAAAACACUGAAAAAACUUCCAGAAAAAGCUUCAUCUGAAUCUUCAAAAAUUAUCACGGAAAAUCUCAAAUCGUCAGGAAAAAAAAUUCAAAAUGUCGCUAAAGAUUCACCUAAAAAAACUAUCAGUCUAUCUGAAGAAACGGAUGAUACACCUGCAGGAGUAAAUUUAUUCCUGGAAAAAAUGCAUGAUCAGUAUUUUAAUAAUUCACCUUCAACAAAUCCUACAAUUGAUGAAGAUAUCUCUAAUGCUGUUGCUAAAAUUUUGAAUAACAAAAAUUGCUCUAUUGAAUAUAUUGAUAAGAUUAUUGAAAUGUUUAAUUGUUAUAAAUAUGUUAUUACGUCAAAGUCUCACAAUUCAUCUGCAAAUGUUACUCAUAACAAUUCCAAUAUUUCUACAACUGAAAAAGCUCCUUCAAUAGAGCAUGCAUCUAAAAAUUCAAAUAUGACUUAUACAAAAGUACAACAUUGUACACCCAAAGAUUUAAAUCAACACUCAGUUCAAAAUCACAGUUAUAAUUAUGACAGUGUAUCAAAACCUUCUCCAAGUGGAUCCAAUGUACCAAGUAUUGGGAAAGUUCGUAGAAAAUUAGACAAAAAAGAUUAUGAUAGUUCUGAACUAUCAGAUAGUGAUACUGAAAUUCGAAGACGAAAAUCUCCAAGAAAAGUUUCUAAAAUGUACAAGAAUCGGAAAAUUAGCAAAGCAAUGUCUAAUAAGAAACAGCCAUUGCGAAGAUUAAAUGAAGAUAGUGAUGAUGACUAUGUUCCAAAGAAAGUUGUAUAUCCCAAUUCAAAAAAUGUUCACGAAAGUCAGCCCGUAAAUAAUGUUCAUACUCCAAUGCAUGAAGUAGACUCUGAAGGUUUUAUGAAACCUAUACCAAAAGUUCAGUCUGUAAAUAUAUCAAAUAAUCCUAUAAAUGCAAAUUUACCACCAUCAAAGUACCAUCGACAACAGAAAGCUGAUUCUCCAUCCACAAUAACAGGAUUUUUAGCGAACUAUGAUUCAUGUGUAAGCAUUUCUGAAGAUGAUCGAAGAGUUCGUACUCCUCGACCAAAGUUAGAUGAUAGAAGAACAGUUAAUGAUAUAGAUGGAAAAACUUUAUCAUCUUUCAAAUUAAAAUUAAAUCAAAAAAAUUCUAAUUGUUAUUACGAUUCUAGUGUAAGUAUAACUGAAGAUGAAAUUAAUUAUACAGAUAAUAGAAUGAAUGGACCUGAUAUAAAGAAGCAAGUCCUUCAAGAACCGAAUAUACAAUGCUUUCAACAAAUGUUAAAAAGAAAUUUGAAGGAUAAAACAAGUAAUACAGGAUUUUUUGAUAAAAGAAAUUCACAAGAUCAUUCAGCAAUUAAAGAGCAGUCUUCAUCAUCACAAACAAAAGAACAGAAAGAUUUUGCUUUUUCUAAACAUCUCAGUCCUAAUUUGAAUGAUAAUAAAGAAAAUACAUUACAUCAAAUUCAAACAGAAAAUCAAUCAAAUCAACAUCUUUCUGGAAACUAUCAAAUGAGUGCUAAUAAACCUCAUCAACUACAAGACAAAAUAAAACCGUCAAUUAUCAGUGUUGAAAAAGUAUCGUAUGAAGUUGAUGAUUUUUUAUUAAAUACAUAUUGUCAAAAAGAAUCAAUUAAAAAUGAUUCUUCAAAAAAUAAAAAAAAUGAAAGUGAUUUAAAAGAAAACAAUAGUUUACCAAUUCUUUCAACUUCAAAUAAUAUUUCUGAUGCCGUAAAUUCUAAGUCUUUGGAAAUAGAUUUUAAAAUGGCAUGUAAAGAUGUAAGUGUGCAACUAGAGGACAUAAAAAAUACACUAAAACUUAAACCAAAUACUUCGAAGAAUGCUAAUGACGAUAAAAGUAGUGAAAAAGUCAUUUUUGGAUCCGAAGAAAAUCCUAAACAAUUAAUGAGUUGGUUUCCAAAUGUCAUAAAAAAAGCUGAUUCAACUUAUGGUCUAAUUUUUGAAGGUAAACUUCUCAACGAGGCAGGUCAUGUAGUGAAUAAAAAAUUUAGAACUAGUUUUAUUGUUAAAAGAGUAUCCUUGAAAGUAGUAAAAACAGAUAAAAACGAAUUCUAUCAACUCAUUGGUGAUUUAAUUGAUACAAAACACGUAAUUCCUAAAGAGUUACAUAAGUACUGCAUUAAUGGAUGUCCUGGACAAAUUACCAAGUUCUGUGAAAAAUGGAAGAGUAUACUUGACAAAUCUAAUGAAUUGGAUGGAACAAUAAACAGAAUUGAUAUGACGAGUGCACCUCAGAGCUCACGAGGAAGACGUAUUUUGCCUGCUUUAUCAUACUGGUCUGGUGAAAGAUUAAGUGUAAAGGGUAAAAAUACUGUAUAUACUCCACCAAGAUCUCUGUGCACUUCCCUUGAAAUAUCUCAACAAGAUUGUUCGUUAUUGGUGAAGAAAAAUCUAAGUAAUUCAGAGCAACGAGACAAACAGAAAAGUUUUAAUAAAGAAAAAGAAAAUAUUGUUAAUGAACAGAUUAUAGAAAAUAAUAAACAACUGAAAGAAAUUACUGGGUAUAAGAAGAAAAAAGAUGAAAUAAAAUUGCGCAGAAGUUAUCGAAAACGAAAAGAAUCAGUAAAAUCAAAGAAGCAAGUUAAAGAUAGUGAUUCCAGUAGUGAAGAAGAACGUCCAGUAUCAAAGAGACGAAGGAGUGGAUAUAAUGAUGCACAGAAGCAAAGAAAUUCACAGGAGGGUUUAAAUAAUAAUGAUAAUGACAAGAAAUCUAGUUUCGAAAAAAACGAAGAAAAAAAAUUGAAACGUGGAAAAAAUAUUGGCGAUAAACAGAAUAUUAGCCCAAUGAAUUCAAAUGAAGUUAUUGUUAAAUAUUAUAAAACUACUUCAUGUAAAAAUGAUUUAUCCGAAUAUGAAUCAAGUAUUUUAGGGUAAAAAAUAUUUAUAAAUAAUUAAAUUUGCGUUUGGA